Mizuhopecten yessoensis (Yesso scallop) is the source of this 3163-nucleotide messenger RNA. Its product is annotated as diaminopimelate decarboxylase 2, chloroplastic-like. The record is from RefSeq and is a predicted model, not a curated record. Gene Ontology annotation, molecular function: diaminopimelate decarboxylase activity. The transcript is spliced from 9 exons. Lineage: Eukaryota; Metazoa; Mollusca; Bivalvia; Pectinida; Pectinidae. The coding region runs from base 149 to 1651 and encodes 500 amino acids.
CUGAAAAUUCAUUUCAGACGGUUUUUAUACAACCAGGUCAUGUCUCGGUAAUACACAGAGCACGAGCAUGUGGUAGACUGGUAUAUAAAAUGUAUUGCUGAUCAGUAUGUAAUAUCACGGAAUUAUCUCAAGCAAUGUGUAUACUACAAUGACGAACGAAGCUGCAUCAACAUACUUUUCAGAGUUCUUCCACUACGAGUCGGGAUAUUUGUAUUGUGAGGAGACGAAUGUUGGAGACGUCCGAGAAUAUGUGAAAUCGUCUUGUUUCCCAUCUAGUCCUUUCUUUUUAUAUAGCCGAAAUCAAAUACGACAUAAUGUGAGAGCUUAUCAGCAAGCUCUUAAUCAACAUGGCUUCAAAUCACAGCUUAAUUUCUCAGCCAAAGCAAACCCAAACAUUGCGAUUUUAAAGGAAUUGAGGACGCUUAAUUGUUCGAUAACUCUUGUCAGUGGAAUGGAGCUUAAGCUGGCACUCAGUUUAAACUUUGACCCAAGUUUGUUAAUGUUCAAUGGCAAUGGAAAAGUUGACUGGGAGGUUGAACUGGCCGUACAGGAGAGAGUAAUGCUGAACAUAGACGGGGCGUUCAACCUCGAACAGACGAUACGCAUAUGUAGAAAUUUGAACAGUACGGCUAGGGUUCUCCUAAGAAUCAACCCUAAUAUACAUGUGGAUGCACAUCAGUACUUAAGGACGGGUGAGCUGGGGUCAAAGUUCGGUACUCACAUAGAGGAAAUGGAUGACAUGCUGGAGAUACUUCGACAUGCCUCCGAGGUCACAUUGGUAGGAUUGCACUGUCACCUGGGGUCAACUAUAGAGAGAGUAGACAUGUACAGGAAAAGUGUUAUACUGAUGACUGCAAAAUUCGAAGAGUUAAAGAAUGAAUUUUCAGCGUUAAAGUAUUUAAAUAUUGGAGGUGGGCUUGGGAUACCUUACGAUAAACACGCUGCUAGAACAACUCCGUGUUUGCAACCACCUAUCUGGGAAAUAUCUAAACAUGGUGAUACUGAAACAUUUCAACAAUCUGCCUCCUCAGAAAGAGAUGUCGUUUCACAAUAUGAUUUCGAAAUGGAAAUGAAACAAUUGGUAGAUGAAGAUGUGCCUUCCGCAGACAACCGUUCAUCGUCCACCUCUAACCAAGGCCAUUCGUCAACCAAUCCGUCCCCAGCAGACUUGGUGGCAUCUUUUUCGGACAUGAUUGAUGACGACAUGGUGGUCAUCCUUGAGCCUGGGAGGUCACUAGUCGGCAAUGCUGCGAUCCUCGUCUCGUCCGUUCUUGGCUGCAAGACAAGUGGGGAUAAAAACUUUUUGGUAACUGACGGUAGUAUGACGGAGGUGAUACGACCUAGUCUGUACGGGGCGUACCACCACAUCGACCUCACAGAACCCACUCGACACUCGGCUGGCAAAAAAGUGUAUGACGUAGUUGGACCAGUGUGUGAAUGUGGGGACUUUCUCGGAAAGGGUCGUUUAUUAAACACGCCUCAUUCAGGAUGCGGACUUGCAGUGUUUGAUGUUGGCGCGUAUUGUUCAUCCCAAGCGUCAAACUAUAAUCUACGUCUCCGGCCAGCUGAGGUGAUUGUUGACGGACAAACAUGGAAGUUGGUCAGACGUCCGGACAGUUUUGAUGAUCUAGUGAGGCCAUUCAUGGUGUAGUAAACACCCAAUGACUUGAUAAUUCUUUUCGAUGUUAUACCGUGAACUAAUUAAAAACUCAAUACAAAAUUAUUGAAUAUACCCUAUUCUUAGCUACAAACUAUGUUGAUCAUACAUGAAGGCGGAGUUAUCAAACGCUUUAAAAGUUUUUAAAGUCUAAUACGACAUAAUUUUAUUAGGCAGGUUUGCACAGCAUAGAAGGGGUCUGCCUUUCAUCUGCUUUCAUCUCAUUUUAAGUAAACAUCUGAGCAGACGUAGUAUAGAAUGUAUAUAUGGUCCAUCGGUUCCCUAUCAGCAUAAACAUUAAUUCACAGGGCCAUCUGGGUUCUAGCCGGUCUUACCACAAGACAUCUCCCCUAUCUGCAGGUCAUGAUCACCGAUCAUAGAGAGGACAUGCAUCCAACCAAUUAGUAAUGCAGGGGUCAAGAUUAUUCUUAUCUCAAGCUCAGCCAGCUUGGCAUUCUGACACCCCAUAACCCCACUGUCCUGACAGCAACACAGUAAACAAAGGGUCUCCUCUCCCUACCUAAUUUAUUCUUAUCUCAAGCUCAGCCAUCUGGGCAUUGGGACCUUCCAUAACCUCACUGUCCUGACAGCAACACAGUAAACAGAGUCUCCCCUCUUUGCCUAAUUUACAUGUGCUAUAUUGGGUAUUGGUUCCUUACUGAUAAGGGAAAGAGUAUGAGAUCUAAUCCUAGGACCUAGCGUGGUCACAUGACAAGUGCUCUUUGUUCUAACAGUUCUAGCCAACUGCCCAGUUGUUUUCUGAUGGUCAAGCUAUACAGUCAUAUUACAAAAACACCGUGUCUUUGCUGGCCUGAGCAUAACGCCACCCAAGGAGUUUAGCAAAACAAUGCUAAUUCAAUUAUACAAGGAGAAUGCAGGAGCCGCCAUGACAGCUAUGGACAUUACGUCACCAUCAAAUACCACUACACAUUUUUUAACAGGAACAUAGUGGGUCAAGUUAUGGCCAUGUCAGGUCAUGGCCCAAUGUCGACCUCACAGACACAGAACACUGCAGAAACUGUAGUUCCAGCAACCAGCCGACCAGAUAUUAGUCCAGAUGGUGGACUGGUAACACCUCCACAUGUACAGAGCCUCUUCUUACAGCAGACAUGUAUAUCAUCAGAGUCUGAUCCUGCUGUAGAAAUAGUACCACCUGCUGCCCGCCAACAGAUUCUCGAAGGUAAGGACGUGAACCUUGUUUUGUUAUUACUACCUGCCUAUGCUAAUGAUAUCACUCGAUACAAUCGGUUCACUAAAGUAGGAGGACAGAUGUUCAAACUACAAACCGAUCCAAGACUCUGCAAGUCACGAACACUUGGAGAGUUCGUCAAGGCCUUUUCUGUAUAUCGUAACAUUAUGUGUGGACAUUACCCUAAUCGUCGCCAAGAAUUGGAUGUAUACGAACGUGAUAUUGUAGAACUGGUACUUUCAUAUCCUGGCCCUAUUUUCUAUGAAUAUCAUAAGGCCUUCACCGCCAGGGCGUCAGCCAUCCUACAUUAGCGAGGC